AUGAUUUCCAGCCAUGCCGAUAUUCGAAAUCAGAUAUGUCGGGACAUCCUUCCCAUGGCCUACCAGUCCGAAUCCUUAUUGUACGCAACAAUGGCGUUCUCCGCGCUUCAUCGCUCGACUCUAUUGAACGAACUUCCCGAUCAAUUCGUGCCGGAAGACCUGGUAUCAGAACUGAUAUUGGCGAGUAUGUACUGCCUGCGGCGGGACCUUGAAACCCCAGGCCACCCGACCCAGCCUCUCCUCCACACUAUCAGGACACUCUGCCAUUGCGAGAUAUAUUCCGGGCGCGCGAAUUCAUCCUGGCGGGUUCAUGUCAAAGGUGCGGGGGCCAUGUUCUCAGCCGUGGCUUCCAGGAGAGACCUGGACCAUUCUGAGUAUAGCUUCUGGCUUUGGUCGAGGUGGUUCUGGUCCAUCCAAGCAUUGACUGCUGUCACGGACGUUGGAACGUUGUCAGAGCUUUCUUUGGAGGUUCCAGCCAUGCAAGAAAACCAUGAAGAUUAUUUCUUUGACACCUACACCGGCUAUUCUUCCGAUCUGAAUAUUGUCCUGGUGCAAAUCGGCGCCAUGGCACAAAAAAAGCAAUCGAUAAUACCAGCGGGGGUGAAACCCCGGAGAGCUCGACGUUUCAUUAUCUGGAGAAGGCAUGCGAGCUUGAGAUUUCCGAGCCAUGUCGUACUCGACAAGAACACUGUUCGCCAGUUUGAGGCUUGCAACACUGCUUACCAGAAUGCGGGCUUGAUACACCUCUAUAGGCGACUUCGAAACAUGCCAACCGUCAGUGAGGAAGUUCAAGGGUGUGUUAGAACGAUUCUAGAUGCAGUUUACGCUAUUCUCCCGAUCACCACGCUCUCGCCGUGGAUCCUAUUAACAACACCAAUAUAUACCGCUGGUUGCGAAGCUGUUGGUCAAGAUAGGGAUUUGGUUAAAGAUCUUCUCCUCGGACUAUACUCCACGCUUCGCAUUCGUAAUAUUCUGAGGGCGAUCGAGAUUUUGAAUCAUAACUGGAGGGUCACAGAUAAAUUUAGAAAUAUACAGCAGCGGAUCAGCGGGAAAGAUAGCAGGAAAAGAAUUUGCGACGUGACAGGAACCCUAGAUUUCCUGGACUUUAUCCCGUACUAA
Penicillium macrosclerotiorum is the source of this 1119-nucleotide messenger RNA. RefSeq lists its product as uncharacterized. The transcript has 3 exons. The coding region runs from base 1 to 1119 and encodes 372 amino acids. Gene Ontology annotation, cellular component: nucleus. The record is from RefSeq and is a predicted model, not a curated record. Gene Ontology annotation, molecular function: DNA-binding transcription factor activity; transcription cis-regulatory region binding. Gene Ontology annotation, biological process: positive regulation of transcription by RNA polymerase II. NCBI's taxonomy places the organism in Eukaryota, Fungi, Ascomycota, Eurotiomycetes, Eurotiales, Aspergillaceae.